UCAACUACGGACUGGUUGCUGUUUUCUAGCACAGAGUGAGGUCUUCAUACUUCACAGGAACUAACAAUGGACAUCCAGAAGGACGUGCAACCCCCCAAACAGCAGCCAAUGAUAUAUAUCUGCGGAGAAUGUCACACAGAAAAUGAAAUAAAAUCCAGGGAUCCAAUCCGAUGCAGAGAAUGUGGAUACAGAAUAAUGUACAAGAAAAGGACUAAAAGAUGGGUGGGUUUUGAUGCUCUAUGAAACGAACUCAGAGGAACAUCUCCACUUGUAUUUGGAUUUGCCACUAAUGUUUCAUAUUGUAUAGCUUUUGGGAUAGCAUACUUACCUUUAUGAAUCCAACUCUAUACGUGAUUUCAUUUUAUUUAGUUUUUAAAGCCAUACUGUAUUUGGGUAUCUGUUAAUACUUUGUGCAAAUAAAUU
Molecule: messenger RNA, 423 nt
Organism: Loxodonta africana (African savanna elephant)
Lineage: Eukaryota; Metazoa; Chordata; Mammalia; Proboscidea; Elephantidae
Product: DNA-directed RNA polymerases I, II, and III subunit RPABC4-like
Exons: 1
Coding region: 67-243 (58 amino acids)
Biological process (GO): DNA-templated transcription
Cellular component (GO): RNA polymerase II, core complex; RNA polymerase III complex; RNA polymerase I complex
Molecular function (GO): DNA binding; zinc ion binding
Source: RefSeq, a predicted model, not a curated record